CUAAACCGGAUAUUAAUUUUAUCCGCUAACAAUUUUUUUUGAAAGUAAUUAAAAGAUUUUAAAACAAAAAAAAAAGAAACAGAAGGGUAAAGUAAAUAAAAUUAAACCAUCUCAAUUCGGUCCGAUGUCGGAAGAAGAACAAAACCCUAAUCCGAUGAUCUUCUACCUAGUUCCCGAUCUACUGGAAGAAAUCAUCCUUCGAUUGCCGUUGAAAUCCAUCCGCAAAUUCAGAGCCGUCUCCAAAGGAUGGAGAUCAAUCGUGGAAUCGAAGAGUUUCGCGGAGAGGCGUAUGAAUCUUCGAAAGAGCCGCCGGCAAAUCCUUGCUGCUGGAGGAGUAGAACGGACGAGCGAGUCGCGAUUCGAAGGUAAGGGGUGCAAUAUUUUCCCUGCAUUGUGGGCGAUGGGAUUUGGUAGGGACAAAGUCAAUGGGAGCUUUAAAGUUGUGAGGAUGUUCUUUGAUCCUCACCAUUACUGUGAGGUUCUUGAUGUCAAUAUUGGUGAAUGGCGGAGAUCAGUACGUCCCCCUCCUUAUGUGGUCGAUGCCAGAAGGAAGUCGGCCUGUGUGAAUGGCUCAAUUUACUGGUUAGGUUCUGAUCUUUUGAAACUACUAGCUUUGGAUCUUCACACACUAGAGUUUCGUGAUGUUCCUUCAACACGGUAUUCCACUACAUUCAUAUGCGCGGAGCAGCUUGUGAACCUUGAUGGCCGUCUAGCUCUAUCCACAACUGCCACUUCGCCCUGGAGACUAGAGAUAUUGACCAUGGAUGCACAAAAAGAAGAUGGAUGGACCUUGACUUACUCCAUACGCUUAUACUCGUGUUCAAAUCUUUACGCUUGUCCUGCGGAUGUGCAUUUCAGGCCGGUGGCGGUUUCCAAGCAAGGGAAUCUCUUCUUCCAUGACAAUAAAAAGAGAUUGUUGAAAUUCUAUCCAAGCACUAACCUCAUUCGCUGCAUCUCUAAAGACACUUUGGUCAUAUCUCCUUUCAUUGAGAAUUGGCUCCCACUUCUGCCUCCCAAAACAACUUCGCGGAUAUCAAUCGGACCAAAGAUCCCAAUUAUACUGCUCGCUGCACAUGUCUAUUGUAGUUUUCCGCUAUUAUUUUGUCUCCUCUAGGUCUUGAGUUUAGUAUUUAAAAUGCUCUGUUUCUCGCUUACCGCCACAACUCAUAUUAGAUACUAUUGUUUUGGGAUUUUUCCAUGUUAAAAGAAGUUUCUCUUAAGAAAA
Messenger RNA from Camelina sativa (false flax), 1225 nucleotides. RefSeq names its product F-box/LRR-repeat protein At2g43260-like. Gene Ontology annotation, molecular function: protein binding. Lineage: Eukaryota; Viridiplantae; Streptophyta; Magnoliopsida; Brassicales; Brassicaceae. The record is from RefSeq and is a predicted model, not a curated record.